Alnus glutinosa is the source of this 1833-nucleotide messenger RNA. RefSeq names its product NEDD8-activating enzyme E1 catalytic subunit. Gene Ontology annotation, molecular function: NEDD8 activating enzyme activity. The record is from RefSeq and is a predicted model, not a curated record. Lineage: Eukaryota; Viridiplantae; Streptophyta; Magnoliopsida; Fagales; Betulaceae. Gene Ontology annotation, biological process: protein neddylation. The coding region runs from base 164 to 1516 and encodes 450 amino acids. Gene Ontology annotation, cellular component: cytoplasm; nucleus. The transcript has 9 exons.
AAAUUUGGUAUUAAAAGUUUCACAAGGCAAGCGUAAAAGCCAAGCUACCACUGCCGUUGUAUCACACAACAGUGCCCAUUUGUGUGAAAUUCCGAAUUCCUACUUUUGGGACUUUAGCUUCCAGGCUUUAUAGCCGAGCAGAAUCCCAGUCUGAGUGAUUGUAAUGGCCGACGCCGAGGCGCAACCAAGCCGAUCGAGGGACCUAGAUAAGCUCCUCCUCCGACCGGGCCAUCUCGUCGGCGCUAACUUCGAACCGGGCCAAGAAUUGAGAAAUGACCUUGCACAAUAUGCCAAAGUGUUAGUGGUAGGGGCUGGUGGAUUGGGCUGUGAGCUUCUAAAAGACUUGGCUCUCUCGGGUUUCGAAAAUCUUGAGGUCAUAGACAUGGACAGAAUCGAGGUCACCAACCUCAAUCGCCAAUUCCUCUUCAGACUUGAAGAUGUUGGUAAGCCAAAAGCUGAGGUUGCUGCAAAGCGUGUCAUGGAAAGAGUUAGUGGGGUGAGUAUCAAGCCACAUUAUUGCCGGAUCGAGGACAAAGACAUUGAUUUUUAUAGCGAUUUCAAUAUUAUUGUUCUUGGCCUUGAUUCAAUUGAGGCUCGGAGCUACAUCAAUGCUGUAGCUUGUAGCUUCCUAGAGUACGAUUCUGAUGAUAACCCUCGAGAAGAGACGAUUAAACCUAUGGUAGAUGGUGGAACUGAAGGUUUCAAGGGCCAUGCUAGGGUUAUUGUGCCAGGGGUCACACCAUGCUUUGAGUGUACCAUCUGGCUUUUCCCCCCUCAAGUAAAGUUUCCCUUAUGCACCCUUGCUGAAACUCCUAGAACUGCCGCUCAUUGUAUUGAAUAUGCCCACUUAAUAAAGUGGGAUGAGGUUCAUAGUGGAAAGGCUUUCGAUCCAGAUGACCCAGUACAUAUGAAAUGGGUCUAUGAUGAGGCUGUCAAGAGAGCUGAGCUUUUUGGCAUUCCAGGAGUCACAUAUUCUCUUACUCAGGGGGUGGUGAAGAAUAUUAUUCCAGCUAUUGCUUCCACCAAUGCAAUUAUAUCAGCUGCAUGUGCACUCGAAACAUUGAAGAUUACAUCGGGAUGCAGCAAAACUCUAUCCAACUAUUUAACGUAUAAUGGGGUAGAAGGUCUUCACACCAAAGUAACUGAAUUUGUAAGGGACAAGGACUGUCUCGUAUGUGGUCCAGGUGUUCUUAUUGAGCUGGAAGCUUCGGUUACUUUGCAAAAGUUCAUUGAUCUACUUGAAGAGCACCCAAAGCUGCUACUAUCAAAAGCUAGUGUCACACACCAAGGAAACAAUCUGUAUAUGCAGGCACCUCCGGUUCUGGAAGAGAUGACCCGAUCAAACCUAAGUUUACCACUUUUUGAGCUAAUGGGCAAAACUGCGAAGAGUGCUCUCCAUGUGACUGGUAAAACUACCAAGAACGACAAGAAGACCUCUGCUCUGAGAAAAUUACGCGUUGUUUUUAAGGGAGUUGUUGAUGGGGUUACAGAUAUGGAUACAGCUGGUGGAGCAUAGCUUCCACAACGCGUCUCGGUUUACUUUUGAAGCCACAACUUGUUGAAGCAUUUAAGACUCUCUCUCUCUUUCUCUCUCUCUCUCAAAUUAGAGCAGUGAAAGGUCGGUGAGGCUAGGUUGAAUUCCAUUUGAUUCUGUAAAUUUUUUCCAUAGAUGGCUGUUCUUUAGAACGAUUCAAGCGAUGAAUUUCUUGCCAAGAGAACAGUGAUAAUUUACACAGUUCCCUAAGUUGCUCUGAUUGGAUCAAACAUGUUUGGGUAGUGACUGCCAUGGUCCGCAUUUGGAUUUCUUGUAUCUCACUUGUAUAUAUUCUUCCA